CUAAAACUCAAUCGAUGGUCUCUUUCAGGGACUUUCCCAGAGGCCUGAACGUUAUCAAAACCAAACGUAUUCUCGCUCUCGCCGUCGUCUUGCAUAUUCUUUGCAGUCUGAUGACUCAAACUUUGGGAGCGGGUAGAGAUCCAGUUAGGAAAUUAUUAAGCUGGAAUUCUUUUUCAGCUAAGGUGGGGAAUGCUGUUGGAAUAGGUUGCUCCCAGGAUCACGACUCCUGGCUGUCGCCAACUGCUCCCCGUCCUCAUGCCAGCCGAGGGCCCCAACUCCGACGGCACGAGAUCACCCCAGCCCGCAGACGCACCAAUGAAUCGGGCACAUCUGCUGGACAGUGCGUUGUCCGCCCACUACCGGCGCUCAAUGGCACCAACGUAACUCGCACGGCCCCGCGCACCCCAACUCCCAAGCACACAAGGGUGCACCCAGGUCUUUCAAGGCGACUGGGCCGAACGCCUCGCAAACAGGUUGAAGACAUUUGCCGAACGUUCAGUCGUCUGCGCCUGCAAGCCGACUCAGAGGCAGAAUGCCACGCACCUCGGAGCCGAAGCGACGUCGCCUCCAAACCGACUAGGAAACGUCCUCCGACAUCACUCGAAACGACUUCCCACCGGCUGGAAGUCGUUCCUGGAAAAGACUGGGCAUCCAGGUUGUUGAAUUCACACAAGAUUCUCACGGACCCUUGGAGCUUGAGGUGGUUUGUUCAGGGCUAA
Messenger RNA from Puccinia graminis f. sp. tritici CRL 75-36-700-3, 719 nucleotides. RefSeq lists its product as uncharacterized. The record is from RefSeq and is a predicted model, not a curated record. Lineage: Eukaryota; Fungi; Basidiomycota; Pucciniomycetes; Pucciniales; Pucciniaceae. Bases 15 to 719 code for a protein of 234 amino acids. The transcript has 3 exons.